This is a messenger RNA of Corylus avellana, 1096 nucleotides long. Its product is annotated as glutathione transferase GST 23-like. NCBI's taxonomy places the organism in Eukaryota, Viridiplantae, Streptophyta, Magnoliopsida, Fagales, Betulaceae. The record is from RefSeq and is a predicted model, not a curated record. Gene Ontology annotation, cellular component: cytoplasm. Gene Ontology annotation, molecular function: glutathione transferase activity. Gene Ontology annotation, biological process: glutathione metabolic process.
UUAGCACUUGCAGCCCUCGUCCAAAUAGAGGAGAAUAUACGGAUAUUAUCCAAAAUUCUUUAAUAAUGUUAUUUAUAAAGACCUGGGCAGCCAUCAACUAAACUCAUCAAUCACCAUGGCAGAAGAAGUGAAGCUUUUUAGGAACUGGUCAAGUCCAUUUGCUUUAAGGGUCGUUUGGGCGCUUCAACUAAAGGGCGUUCCAUAUGAUACCAUAUAUGAAGAUCUCUCCGAGAAGAGCCCUUUGCUUCUCCACUAUAAUCCCAUCCAUAAGAAGGUUCCGGUGCUUGUGCAUAAUGGAAAACCAUUAGCAGAGUCGCUUGUAAUUCUUGAAUAUAUUGAGGAGACCUGGAAGCAGACUCCCUUAUUUCCUGAAGAUCCUUAUGAACGAUCCACCGCACGCUUCUGGGCAAGAUUUGGAGAUGAUCAGCUUUUGCAUUCCGUAUUCAAUGUUUUUAUCAAGCAAGGGAAAGAGCAAGAGGAAGCAAUCGCCAGAGCCCAGGGGAACUUGAAAUAUUUGGAAGAAGAGCUGAGAGGGAAGAAGUUCUUCAGUGGAGAGAAAAUUGGAUUUUUAGAUCUUGCAUUUGGUUGGGUUGCUAAUUUGGUUAGUGUACUUGAGGAGAUAGAGGGCUUGACAUUGAUAGAACAUGAAAAGUAUCCAUUGUUGUUAGCAUGGAUUCAGAACUUCAUUGAUGCUCCAAUAAUCAAAGAAAGCUGGCCACCUCGAGACAAGCUGAUCACCAAAUACCGUGCUCGUAUUGAAUUCUACAGUUCAAAAGAGGCCGCAAAGAAAUGAGUUCUUGAUCUCCAACUUCAAAUGAUAGCAGAGCAAUUGAAAUGUUGGAGUUGCUUUACUAGUGUUUGCUUCUUAGUUGAAACAUUAACAUGUUUGCGAAUAAAGGGUUUAUUGUAAUGGUUCAUUCUGACCGUAAGGAAGCAAGUCCAUCUCCUGCUCUUUGGCCGAUGUGAGACAAUGCUCAUUUCUUUUUCUACGCUUAUAACCAUCCUCUUUUAUUCAGCUCUAGCAUUAUCACUUUCUCUUCCCUUACCUAUUGAAAGGUACUUUAUACACUUAUUGAAUUGUUCUUUUUUGUUCGUC